AUGGCGGAGGCAGGCAGCGAGGUUGAGCGUUUGACGGAGAGAUGGGGCGAUCUGGGGUUGGAGGACGAGCACGACGAGUUUGUGCUGGAGGGGGAGAGUGUUGGCGAGCUGCAUGACAACGACGAGGAGACGUGGGCGGUCGUCGGCCGUUUUCUAACGACUAAGUUGGUCAAGUUGGAGUUCAUGAAGCAGGUCAUGGCGUCCGUAUGGCAACCGGUGAGAGGUGUACAGGUAACAGAGAUCCAACCGGGGUUGUUUUUGUUUGUCUUUUAUCAUAGGACAGACAUUGAUUAUGUAUUGGAUGGGGGACCAUGGGGUUUCGAGAAUAAUACCUUGGUCUGCCGGGAGGUGGUGGCGGGAGCCGUGCCUGGGGAGGUGGAAUUGAGGUCGGUUGAUAUGUGGGUUCAAUUACAUGGUUUGCCUAUGGGGUAUACGUCGGACACGGUGCUUGAACACACUGGAAAUUUCAUAGGCACGUUUGUGAAGCAUGAUGAGAGGUUUACGGGAGCCCCAUGGCUAACGUUUUAUCGGGUCCGAGUGUCUAUUGCGGUUGGCAAACCGUUAAGGCGUGGCAUGAAGUUAGUAAAAUGGGAUAAGACGGUGUGCAGGAUAACCUUUCGGUAUGAACGUUUACACAAACACUGUUCGUUUUGUGGCAUGAUGGGUCACGUCCAUAUGUUUUGUCUGAAGGCACGGGAGAGACCGACACCAAUCGAGAUGCAUCCCUUUGCGGGGUUGCGGGCUGGGGGUAAUCGGGGUGCGCCAAGGGCGGUGGGGGAGAACUGGCUAGUGCCGGUUGGGGGAAGGCCGAAGCCGUUGGUGAGGGAGGUGAGGGGUGAUGAGGCGGGUGGUGGUGCAUGGGGGCGGGAAGAGGGAGAAGCGGGAGGGGCAGUUUAG
Ipomoea nil (Japanese morning glory) is the source of this 897-nucleotide messenger RNA. RefSeq lists its product as uncharacterized. NCBI's taxonomy places the organism in Eukaryota, Viridiplantae, Streptophyta, Magnoliopsida, Solanales, Convolvulaceae. Bases 1 to 897 code for a protein of 298 amino acids. The record is from RefSeq and is a predicted model, not a curated record. The transcript has a single exon.